Molecule: messenger RNA, 462 nt
Organism: Protopolystoma xenopodis
Lineage: Eukaryota; Metazoa; Platyhelminthes; Monogenea; Polystomatidea; Polystomatidae
Source: the annotation of a GenBank genome assembly
AUGGUCUUCAAGGAAUGGUCUUUUCUACGGCCCUACUCUGUCUACAUGGGUAUGACGAGCAAGUAUCAAAUGGCCACGGACGAACUUAUGCCACCUCCCACCGCGAACGCAACAUCCACAACGUCAAACUCUGGAAAUCCUGUCUCUAGCCUUCAUCUUGCCUAUGACCAUCGUCUACUAGCUAGCAGCAAAACGACUUCAAUUGAUUCAUCAUUAUUACCCCAGCAGCCGCAACCGCCCCCUACUACUCACCAACUCUCAAAUGACUCUAUUUCAAUCGGUGUACAGCCAGCACUGGCAGCCCCCGUAUCCACCUGUGGCUCUUCUACUGUUCUUCCUGUUGCAAAUCCUACAUCUGUCAUCGACAGUGGUUCUGUUGGAAAUGCUUCGGCUUCUCAUGCACCUGGUACAGUUUGUAUUACUUUUAGCAUACACCGUUUAUUGAACCAGUUCAAUAAUUAA